AUACGGUAAAGAAUUACAGAGAUCGUAGACGAGGAUGAGUUCUAUUGCGCUGAAGAUUGGAUCAUUGAUUGUGCGGACGUUGGCGAAGCCGGUCGCGAACCAGCUCAAAGCACAAGCGAAACAGCAUGAACGGUUUCGAGGCAUGUGUAUAUCACUCGCUCAAACGAUGCAUCGGAAUGAGAUGAGGAUGCGGAUCAAUCUGUUGAGGGAAGGUGUCAAGGAGGGCCUACCAGAACCGAAGAUCAGACCUCUAAACGAGGCAAAGGCGGUGGAUACCGGUGCGAACUUUAUCUCCGAAGCGUUCAUAUUUUCCGUAGCCGGAGCCCUAAUCCUCUUCGAAUCCUACCGCUCCCGCCAAAAAGAACUCAAUCGCCGCGCCGACACUCGCUCCUCCAUCACCGACCUCGAAGAAGAAGUCACUCGUCUCCAAGAAACCAUUCGCACUCUAGAAUCAUCCCUCCAGAAAGACCUAGAAGAGACAGAAGAACAACGCGAAGAAAGACAUAGACGGCAUACCGAGGAAUUCGUCCAGAUGGUCGAGGAUGGGGUACGGCAGCUGAUAUAUGGGUUUAGUCCGGCGUUGGGGAGUGGGUAUGAUGGUAAUGGACCACCGAUUCAGAUUGAUGGGAAGGCUAUCGCAGCUGUUGCGGAGACUGUGUUGCAGCAGGUUGCAGGGGAGGGAGCGGCAAGUGAUAUUCGGAGGGAGUUGAGGGAGGAGACGAGGGAUCCGGAGAAGGUAAGGGAAGAUUCGUCAAGGAGGUGAGACGGAGGCGCGUAGAAGGAUGUGGGAGAAGCGAGGCAUAUGAGGGAAAGACGACAUCUCUUCACUCAACCUAUACCAGAAUACCAAAU
This is a messenger RNA of Saitoella complicata NRRL Y-17804, 852 nucleotides long. RefSeq names its product OPA3-domain-containing protein. Gene Ontology annotation, cellular component: mitochondrion. The record is from RefSeq and is a predicted model, not a curated record. Bases 35 to 763 code for a protein of 242 amino acids. Gene Ontology annotation, biological process: regulation of lipid metabolic process. Lineage: Eukaryota; Fungi; Ascomycota; Saitoellomycetes; Saitoellales; Saitoellaceae. The transcript has 2 exons.